This is a messenger RNA of Pseudogymnoascus verrucosus, 713 nucleotides long. RefSeq lists its product as uncharacterized. The record is from RefSeq and is a predicted model, not a curated record. Gene Ontology annotation, cellular component: vacuolar proton-transporting V-type ATPase complex. The transcript has 6 exons. Gene Ontology annotation, biological process: proton transmembrane transport. Gene Ontology annotation, molecular function: proton-transporting ATPase activity, rotational mechanism. Bases 93 to 452 code for a protein of 119 amino acids. NCBI's taxonomy places the organism in Eukaryota, Fungi, Ascomycota, Leotiomycetes, Thelebolales, Thelebolaceae.
CGACAGAGCUUCGAAUGUUCAACGCGUGAUCGAUAUUGUACUACUUGAACACUUCUACGAUUCCUGCAAAUUUCGCUGGCAGAGACUGCAAGAUGUCGGCUCAGAACUCAGCUGGUAUCCAGACGCUGUUGGAUGCGGAGAGAGAAGCACAGAAGAUCGUUCAGAGAGCGAGAGAGUACCGUACAAAGCGCAUAAAGGAGGCAAGGGACGAGGCAAAGAAGGAGAUCGACACAUACAGGAAGACCAAGGAGGCCGAGUUCAAGAAGUUCGAGUCUGAGCACACGAGCGGAAACAAGCAGGCCGAAGAGGAUGCGAACAAGGAGGCUGAGUCGCAGGUGAAGGAGAUCCAGCAGGCAGGAAAGGCUGGGACGGAUGAGGUUGUCAAGGCGCUGUUGAAGGGUGUUACGGAUGUGAACCCACAAGCACCCCAGCGCGUUGUAGUGCCAGUAUAAAUGCAAGCUCUAGUGACGGCGAUGGAGAUGCAUUGAAGACUAGGGUUUGAGCCACGGCGCGCUUCGGAUAGACGGUCUGGGCUGGGGCUGCAAGGUCGAGGGUAUGUGGUGUUUUGAGAGCGUUAUUAUAGAUGUAGCUCACUACAGAAGUUGGAGAGUUAUCAAUUGAGCGUUGCACUCUACGAGCUAUUGCUACAUCUUCUCCAGCUUGUCUGGCGCCACUUGAUUAAAGCUGAUGCAGCCCACACUUCGAGGCCCAGG